AUAUGUAAGUUUAUUAUGACGGUCUUGGAAAUUAUACUGGAUAGCAACACGAUUACAUAUGUAUGGCCUUCUACUUUAUUUCCUCUUCAUUAUACUAAAGUACAUAUUUGAACACAUUUCUUAAUUUUUGUACGAUUCCUUUUGCUUGAUCUGGUAAAAAAACUUUUUAUAUCUUGAACGUAUUGAGUAUAUAAAUUAGCAAGCUUGCAGAGUUUGAGUUGCAGUUUAAAUUGUAAAGCUUCAGAAGCAAUUAUGAAACACGCAAAUUUCGUUUUUUUGACAAUUACACUAUUGGUCUUGGAGAUUUAUGCACUCGAUCCUCAUCAGAAAUGUACGAAAUCGGAUCAAAACAUAAGUCGAGAUUGUGUUCUUCACUGCGAAUAUAAAUAUUACGGCUUCGCUGAUGAUCAGUUUAAUAUAAACAAAGCUCAUAGGAACGUCUUGAGAAAUGUUCUACUGAAAUAUCACGUUAUUACAAAUGAUCAGGUUGAGAAAAUCGAUGAGCAUCUAGAAAAAUGUGCAAAGGAAGCAAAUCCCAAAGCGCAAUCAGCUGAAAAGGAUAAAUGCCGUCGUGUGCUUAAGUAUUCUCUAUGUGUCGUGAAUGAUUCUAAGCUAUUUACCUACAAUACCUAUAUGAAGGCCUUAAUUCGCUUCGGUCACACAUUCAACUUAUAAUGUCCAUUAUUAUAAGAAAUCUCUAAAUUCGGAGAGUAAAGCCGUUACUUAAUAAUAUACAUCAGUCAUCAGUUCAAGUAAAGAUUGUAACGAUGUGAUGAAACAAUAAUCAAAUAAACUAAAAUGAGCAUUCUA
Messenger RNA from Phlebotomus argentipes, 810 nucleotides. RefSeq lists its product as uncharacterized. NCBI's taxonomy places the organism in Eukaryota, Metazoa, Arthropoda, Insecta, Diptera, Psychodidae. Gene Ontology annotation, molecular function: odorant binding. The transcript is spliced from 3 exons. The record is from RefSeq and is a predicted model, not a curated record. Bases 253 to 675 code for a protein of 140 amino acids.